GUUGGCUGAGAGGGGCCAUGCAACGUCUCCAUCUUACUCAUUUCGCCCUGUCCUUCCCAACAAUUCGCGACCUUUCUCUCGCUGGUCGAGAGGCAUAUUCGAAGUGCACCAUGGCACCUGUGCAAGAUGCUGCAAGUGCACGCGCAGAACACGCAGCCAAUGCCGGUGGACCACAAGAGCAGUCCUCCACCCCAACGAAGCCCAAUGCGUGUAUGCAGUCGAAGCCGAUGCGAAGCCGUCAGAAGUCUGACAUGAUCUACAAGUCACAGAGCUCAUGAAACCAAAGCCGAAGAUUCAACCGACGACAGACAAACAUGACAGAGAAAGUGCGAAGACGCGUGAUUUCUUCAAGGACGGCUUGCUAUGCUAUACCGUUGACCCAGGCCAUUACCCUGCGAGUAGGGUUGUGUAUUACUCUGAGGACUUUGUUGUAAUCAACGACAUGUUCCCUAAGGCGAAUGUACACCUCCUCAUCCUCCCACGCGACCCGAAGAAGAACGUCCUCCGACCCCAGGAAGCUUUCGAUGACAAGGAAUUUCUGCGCAAGUGUAGAGCUGAGGAGCAGAAAGUACGACUUUUAGUUGCCGAAGAGCUUCGGAGGCGCUUUGGUCAAUGUUCAAAAGCGGAACAAGCUAGGAAUGAGGCUAUGGAAGCAGAGGAAGUUCCGGAUGUGCUUCCACAGGGGCGCGACUGGCUGCAAGAUGUCAAGUCCGGGAUACACGCCAAUCCUUCCAUGAACCAUCUCCACAUUCAUGUGCUGAGCAAGGACAUGGUCAGUGAUGCCAUGAAGAAGAGCAAUCACUAUCUGUCGUUCAACACUGAUUUCUUCGUGGGGCUGGAGAACUUCCCAUUGGCCGCGGAUGAUUACAGAAGGAAGUACGGUUCGUUUCGUGAGAAAGGCAUGCUGUGCUGGCGAUGCGGCAAGGACUUCGGCCAUGAGGUGAAGAAACUGAAGGCUCAUCUGGAAGAUGAAUUGGAAGCAUGGAAGUGCGAGUGAACGUGAGCAGAGUGGCUUGAACAUGUUAGCAGGGAGCGAAGUGGCACCAGAUCAAGACUGCUCCAAGCAGCGUGGGUUGUUGCUCGGCAGUAUUUGCAACGAGAGCCACAAGAACGCACACCAUAUGGACCUGGUUCCGGGCGUGGUAAUCUCGACCCUUUGCAUUGAGACGGCUGGAGACGCAGGUUGAUCACAUGGCGUCGAAAGACAUUUGUUUGUGCCUCAGCUUAGCAUGUAGGCAGCCUGCAGGUCAAUAGCCCGCGCAUCGCUGCCGUUGCAUAGGGGAGGCGGUCUCAUUGUGAACUCGGGUAAGACAAGAAAGUUAUCGUGCAUCCAAUGGCGCGUCGAUGAACGUACCAAGCGCGUUGCCCACCAAUACUGACUGCGAAAUUGUUUCAGAACUGCUACAAACAGUGUGCCGCACGCCCAACGACCACUCCGAUGCCACGCGCCGUCAAUGUUGGAGAGAGAGACACCGCGCGCGAUUGCGCUGGAUACACGUCGUCUGGUGUUACACAGCAGAGCCGCCUAGGGACUAGCUGCAUUUUUGCGACUGGUCGCGCGCUGCACCUUCCCGAGCCUCCCGCCGCGCGCACACAUGCGGUGAAGCAGCGACGAAAUCUUUCGCCAACACCUUCAAUUUGCACGUUGACAGCCCGCAAAAGCGAUAAUCAGAGUCGCCGCUCCUGUUUGUCGUUCUCCGCACUGGCGUGAUCUAACUAGUCGCAUCACGAAAGUGCAUGUGCAACGGACAAGCCGACGACCCGGGCCGCCGAGAGCACGCUAGAAUCGCGCCUUCCAGACACUCGCGUUGCAAGCAGCAGACGAAAGAC
This is a messenger RNA of Cercospora beticola, 1830 nucleotides long. Lineage: Eukaryota; Fungi; Ascomycota; Dothideomycetes; Mycosphaerellales; Mycosphaerellaceae. The record is from RefSeq and is a predicted model, not a curated record.